This is a messenger RNA of Corythoichthys intestinalis (scribbled pipefish), 3394 nucleotides long. RefSeq names its product rho GTPase-activating protein 19-like. Gene Ontology annotation, cellular component: cytoplasm. The transcript has 13 exons. NCBI's taxonomy places the organism in Eukaryota, Metazoa, Chordata, Actinopteri, Syngnathiformes, Syngnathidae. Gene Ontology annotation, biological process: signal transduction; regulation of small GTPase mediated signal transduction. The coding region runs from base 130 to 1602 and encodes 490 amino acids. The record is from RefSeq and is a predicted model, not a curated record. Gene Ontology annotation, molecular function: GTPase activator activity.
GGUAAAGAUGCCAACGAAAGCACUCCAAGAACAAGAGAACAGUGGCAGACUUUGAACUGACGGCAAAUAUCAUAUUGUUGCCCAAAUCAUCAUGAAACUGGUUAUUAAUACACCUAACAUAUUUCCAACAUGGUGGGCCACCAUGAUAAUUUCCCAGGAGGGCCCCGUUCAUCUCCCCACCCGCCCGUCAUCUUCAACCCGGACUUUUUUGUGGAAAAGCUUCGCCAUGAGAACGCCGAGGUGUUCCUGGAGCUUGUGUUGAGCAACAUCACUCGACUCAUCGAUCUUCCAGGCGUCGAGUUCUCCCAGCUCCUCGGCGAGGAUGGGCCUAAGACCCCUGGGUUCUUCCGCUCUUUCAACUUCCUCAAACGCAAAGAUAAAAGCACCAUGUUUGGGCCUGCAAUCUCUGAGAGUGGUGUUGCUCACAUAUACCGACUCAUUGAAUACCUGAGUAAAAAUCUACAUGUGGAGGGUCUGUUCCGGAUUCCAGGCAACAGUGUGCGGCAGCAUGCCUUGAAGGAGCUCUUGACCAGCGGCAAAGACGUUGACCUGCAUUCUGGAAAUUUCCAUCCUCAUGAUGUAGCAACACUGCUCAAGAGCUCUCUGGGGGAGCUGCCUGAGCCUCUGCUCACGCAUAGACACUUCCAUGCCCACCUCAAGAUUGCUGACAUGACACUGCUGGAUGAGCAUGGUAACAAGACAUCUGUACCCAACAAGGAACGUCAAGUGGAGGCUCUGCAGCUCCUCUUGCUCCUCCUACCCUCCACUAACCGCGCACUUCUGAAGAUGCUGCUGGACCUCCUCUACCACACCGCCAAGCAACAGGAUGCCAAUAAGAUGUCCGCAUUCAAUCUGGCCCUUAUGUUUGCCCCGCACGUGCUCUGGCCACGACACAUGACAGCCAAUGACCUGAAAGACCACCUGAAAACCCUGAAUAACAGCAUGGCCUUCCUCAUCAGAUACUCACAGAAACUCUUUAGGGCUCCAGUGUACCUGAGGGAACAUGCCCGAGCGCAUUUCAUGAAGAUAACCACCAUGCGGAGCAAGGACGACCUUGAUCUGUUGUCACAGAGCGGUUCACCCGGGCGGCAAGUUUCUUCCCCACUGAAGCGGCGGGUGGUCCCAGCUAGGAUCAAGGGUCCUUCAGAACAGUGCCAGUCGCCUGCUCAGCAGUACACGGAAGAGGCGCUUAAGGACCUCUUCAAGCACGUGCACCACAACAUGCCUGAUUCAGCUAAGAAAAAGAAACUGGUCCGACAGUUGGUCAAACAAACUGCAGCAGUUUCAGCAACCAGCCAGCAAGACGGGACCAGCAAGAAGCGCCCAAGGUCUCGUUCCUUCGCAGGACUAAUUAAGCGUAAAGCUCGAGCUGAUCAGCUGACGCCAGAUGCUGUCACCAGGGCAGUGCACAAAUGUGGCAAAGAGAAUGUUAUCCUACAGCAGGUAAAAACUCCACUGAAUGACGGCAAGCAGUGCAACGUGGGGCUGGUUUUUAAAAACCCAGACUUUGACUUUAGCAGGGACAACGCUGUAAAAGUGUUCAAGGACACGCCCUCAUCCGUGGCCAGAUUGUUCUCGUCGCCGCAGGAGGUUUCACUGUAGAUGCUCCCGGCGCUACCACCUGCUGGUCUCCAUGGCGACGGCUUCACGCUGCAGCUCCACCACUGUGACCUUUUCAAGAUUUUCAUCCGUCUUAAUACUGUAAUAUUAUUUACACAUAUUGGAUAUUUCAUUAGGUAUUCCAAUUUAUACUAAUCAGGGUUUCCUUGUGAAAUGCCUGGUGGUGUUCCUGACUGACAUCUUCUAUUGUGUUUUUUUUUUUCUUUUUUAGCAUCGAUAAAAUGUUUAGCUUUUUGGUACUUUGGGGAUUAAAUCAGUCCAUUCAAUGACAUAUUUUGAAAACUAUAUUGUACAGGAAGCAUUCAGGAACUGUACUGUUUAUAAAAAUUGACUGCUAGUAAGAUUAGCCAUGACAGAAAUUUGUAAAAACAAAAAUCUUACAGCUAACUGGGAUUGCCUAUAUACUUUACUGUUGCUAAACAACUAACAACCGUCAUUAGUCUUUGUGAACUUUGCACUUUUUUUCUUGAACAUUACCAUACAUGAAUCAAUAACCACUAGCUAUUUUAGCGUUCACAAGAUGUGCUGUUUCAAAGUAAAACCUAGAUUACAGGAAGCCAAACCAGAAAGAACCAAAUUUAGCUUUCAAGAACUGUGCUGUUAAUGACGACUACCAUACAGGAAAUAUUAAAGUGGACUAUUUAUCAACGAAAAUUACAAUGCACAAAAGGAUAACUGCUGAUUAGCAUGUAAUUCAAGGCUUGGUUUAUAAAUGAACACUAACAUGUAAUGGUACUUUGACCACUAGCUGGCUAGUGUAGCCUUGACAGAUUAGGUGAUUUGAUUACAAUCCCCUCUGACCAAUAUGACAUUUAAUUUUAUGUAUUUGGGUGUGGCCAAUGUAUUGACACCUGCUGCCAUUGGAACCUGCCUUGAAUUGCUUUUAGCAACAGGCAGAGUCGUUCACUGCAUGAUAGUUUACAAGAAAUUUGCAAGUACUGUUUACGUGUAUAAUUGCUGUUACUGGUUUUAUUUUGUUACUCACCCCACCUCCUAAAAAAGUGUAUCUUUUCCUGAAUUUGGUCAGUUGAAGGAAGGAAGGAAAAAAUUUUGGGAGUGAGUAAAGGGGCAGACAUGUUUGUUUUGUAGUCAUAAAAUGGAAAAUGGAGGAAUGUUGAUGGGAAAGGAAGUGGGAAAUCGCGUGAUUUAUUCCAAAGUCGAUGAAGGUAAGAGCCUGUGAUUUGGCGGCUUUUUCAGCAUGUGUUGCGCUUUUUGGGUGCUCGAUGGUGUGAAAUGAGCAUUUUGAUAGUUUUCCCUCUGGUUUAGGCUUGCAUGGAGAACUCUCAAGGAUUUGAUAUCCUACUAGAGCACUCAGUUGUCCAUAUACCCUUUAUGUGGUUUGGCUACCCUAAUAAGGCCACUAUUGGGAUUGACUUGUAAUGUUUUCCACAAAUGGAAGAUUUUUAUAAUGUUACUAGUAGUACACAAUUAUUAGCUAGCGAGUUUUUCCUCACAGUUAACAUGAAGUUAUAAUUUGCCUGACCAUUAAAUGGUCUUACCAGUGAGAAAAAGGAACAACCUUGUACACUGGCAAUUAAAUUCACGAGUAGCAUAUCGAUUGUUUUGAUGGCUUGCUGGGAGGCUGCACUGCUUGCGAUUUGGGGAAAGUUGUAUGCAGGUUGAGUUAAUUGUUUGUCGAAUGUGUAAAAUGAACCUCAGCAUCAGAAUUGACUAAUGUGUCUGCAUUAAUAUACAUUCUUAAUGUUUACCUGUGAACUGAGUUCUUAUGUAUGUGUUUUUUUUAUUUUUGUUUUUUCAAUGUGAAAUAUUUUUA